CGGGAGGAGGGCCCGGAGGGAGGGCGGGGCGGCGCGGCGAGGGGCGGGGUCAGCAGCGAGGCCGCGGGGGCAGCGACGGCGCCUGGCAGCUGGAGCGGCGGCCGCGCCAUGUGGCUGCUGGUGCCGCUGUGCCUGCUGCUCAGCGGCGCCGCGGAGAGCCAGCUGCUCCCGGGGAACAACUUCACCAAUGAGUGCAACAUUCCAGGCAACUUCAUGUGCAGCAACGGGCGCUGCAUCCCGGGCGCCUGGCAGUGUGACGGACUGCCCGACUGCUUCGACAAGAGUGACGAGAAGGAGUGUCCCAAAGCCAAAUCCAAAUGCGGCCCGACGUUCUUCCCCUGCGCCAGCGGCAUCCACUGCAUCAUCGGCCGCUUCCGAUGCAACGGGUUUGAGGACUGUCCCGACGGCAGCGACGAAGAGAACUGUACAGCAAACCCUCUGCUGUGCUCCACCGCCCGCUACCACUGCAAGAACGGCCUCUGCAUUGACAAGAGCUUCAUCUGCGAUGGGCAAAAUAACUGUCAAGAUAACAGUGACGAGGAAAGCUGCGAAAGUUCUCAAGAACCAGGCAGCGGACAGGUGUUUGUGACUUCAGAGAACCAGCUUGUGUACUACCCCAGCAUCACCUAUGCCAUCAUCGGCAGCUCCGUCAUCUUCGUGCUGGUGGUGGCCCUCCUGGCACUGGUCUUGCACCACCAGCGAAAGCGGAACAACCUCAUGACACUGCCUGUGCACCGGCUUCAGCACCCUGUGCUGCUCUCCCGCCUGGUGGUCUUAGACCACCCCCACCACUGCAACGUCACCUACAACGUCAACAAUGGCAUCCAGUACGUGGCCAGCCAGGCUGAGCAGAAUGCCUCAGAAGUAGGUUCUCCACCCUCCUACUCAGAGGCCCUGCUGGACCAAAGGCCUGCAUGGUAUGACCUUCCUCCGCCUCCCUACUCUUCUGACACGGAGUCUCUGAACCAAGCCGACCUGCCCCCUUACCGCUCCCGCUCGGGGAGUGCAGACAGUGCCAGCUCCCAGGCAGCCAGCAGCCUCCUGAGCGUGGAGGACACAGACCACAGCCCUGGACAGCCUGGCCCCCCGCAGGAGGGCACUGCCGAACCCAGGGACUCUGUGCCCAGGCAGGGCACCGAAGAAGUAUAAAUUCCAGUUAUUCCAAAGUCCAUGUGGGUUAAUCUGCUCUGACUUGUUACCAUUCUAACAACCGUGUUCAUGGGAAGCUGUCCAAGCACCUAAGGAGGCGUGUCUCAAGCUGCAGUUUGGGGGUGUUAGCUGUCUCUCCAUUUUCCUCCUCCCCAAGAUUUCAGGGGUACGUUUUAGAGGGUGACUUGGCUUUUUUUUUUUUUUUUUUUUGUCCUUUCUGUUGACGUGAUCCGUUGUGCAUCUUUUCUGGGAGGUCACUCUUCCUUCGAGACCCAGGAUCACGACCUCAUGUCUUACAUUGUUCUGUUUCUGUUGGGCAGGCAGCCGGCUAGAGUGGGAUUUACAUAGUUUUUCCGGGUUUCUGUGCUGUGUUGGGUAUUUAGAAGGGCAGAAGAUGCUGGACCAGUCUUUUCUCUGGCUGCUGCCUUAUCCCAUUUGGGGAUAUUUGGGCUGGAUGAUCCUACCAGGAGUCCAUCAUUGCCUUACAUGAUCCUGUAUGUGCUCACGAAAACUUCUAACAUGAGAAGGACUUUGAAUCUGUCUACCCUGUAUUUGUUCUGACUUUAGGAUUUUUGCCUGAGAAUCUUAUUUGAGAGCAUUCUCCAGCCAUGUAUCUCAUCAGCUUCAUUCCAGAUUAGGCAGGAAGAUGCUGCCCUGAGUUUAUCCAGGUCCUCAGCUCCUGAAGUGCAGACUGCCAAGAGCUGUGGCUUCACAAUCACAUCCUUGGUUUCUAGAUUGUCACCCUCCCAGCUGGCCUGCCUGUCACUAAAAAAUAAGGACCUGACUUGAGUUGGCCAAAAAUCAAAUCUGGCCCUUUGUGCCUGUAAACCAUACCCAGCCCAUCUUGCUCAUUCACACAGCUUCAGCACAAGCCUCCAAACUUCCCUAAGUGCUUACAAGUCUGUUUCACCUGUGCACUUGGACUUGAGGCUGUGGGUUUCUAACACAUGUGAGAGCCAUAUUUAAUACCUCCUGGGAGAGCUCCUGACUCCCUGCACUGCACGUGGUCCUCUUCCCAGCAGCCCAGGACCAGCAGCCUUAGUGAGGAUCUGCCUUAUGGUGAGUGUUAGAGUUAGGGUCAGGGUCAAGGUCAAGGUCAGUGUCAGGCCUAUCCUAACAUCCCGGUAGUUUCUCCUCUGAGACACACAGGCAGUAGACAAUUUGGAGUCACGAUUUUCCAUUUGGAUUUUUUUAAAAAAUCUUUUAGAAAUGCAUUUGAAAUAGUGUGUUUGGGUUUUUUUUCCCCCUUCUAGUUAAGGGACUAUUUAUAUGUGUAAAGGAAAGCCUUCUCUUCUUCUUCUUUUUUUGUUUGUUUUCUCUUUAACAAGCUCCAAAGAAAGAUGAACAAGGAGAUGAUGCCUUUGCCCCGCCAAACCCCAUGAUAAUAAGUCACUCCAGACUAACCUGUGUGCCAGACAUUUGUGCAUUGUUGCACUUUGAGGUUAUUAUUUAUCGUGUUCUUGAAGGAUGCAGAAAGAGGGACUCAUCUCUCCUCAGUCUGCAGUUUCUAUCUUUGUGCUUGUUUUCCUCUUUCUCUGUGCCCGACAGCCACAGGGCCUGCCUCCCUGAGGGAAGAAAGGGUAAAAACUUAGGCGUUAUGCGGCAAGAAACCAUGCUGACAGACGAAGGGCUAAAACUGGAACCAGGUGGAGCCACUCUGGGCAGCUGUCACCCAUUCAAGGCUUCUUUCCACAGCCGAAGAAAUGUUCAGUAACCUGUUUGAUGCUAAUGAAAACCGAGCCUGCAGGAAGGGAGAUGAAGUGGCAUUCAAUGAUCCUGUUCUGUAGACGCUUCCUUUUUUAACCAAAUCCAAAGUAUGUUACAGGAACAUUAGACACUUGGUCUUUUGGUGUGUGUGUAUGUGGUGUGUUUAAGUAAAGGGAAAGAACCUACUUGAUUAUGUCUUUCAUUUUUAAAAUAGCACUGAGUAAUCCAAUAAAGAAAGAACUUUUGAUGGUAGCCAGAAUGUGUUAGGAACUCUGGGUGAACAUUUCAUCUCCUAUGAGUCAGAAGGGCUUAAUUUCUCCCUUUGUUGGGCCCUUGCUUCUUUCUGGUGCUCUGGAAGUUGUUUAGAGAAAAAAGAUUCUAAUUUUAAUUAAUUGUGCAGUGAGUUAAUCUCAUGUGCUUUUCUACUUCCAGGCAUCUUAGGAAAAACAAAUGGUUUUAGUAGAUAAGGGAAGCCUGUUAAUGUUGUUUUUUACAACAAACACAGGGACAUUUUUAUUAUAGAUUUGAUUUUUUUAAAUGAAUGUUUU
Messenger RNA from Nycticebus coucang (slow loris), 3404 nucleotides. It is a transcript of the gene LDLRAD3, whose product is annotated as low density lipoprotein receptor class A domain containing 3. NCBI's taxonomy places the organism in Eukaryota, Metazoa, Chordata, Mammalia, Primates, Lorisidae. The record is from RefSeq and is a predicted model, not a curated record. Gene Ontology annotation, molecular function: protein binding. The coding region runs from base 109 to 1149 and encodes 346 amino acids. Gene Ontology annotation, biological process: receptor-mediated endocytosis. The transcript is spliced from 6 exons. Gene Ontology annotation, cellular component: plasma membrane.